Botrytis fragariae is the source of this 1377-nucleotide messenger RNA. RefSeq names its product putative microtubule associated protein. Gene Ontology annotation, molecular function: water channel activity. Bases 1 to 1377 code for a protein of 458 amino acids. Gene Ontology annotation, cellular component: plasma membrane. NCBI's taxonomy places the organism in Eukaryota, Fungi, Ascomycota, Leotiomycetes, Helotiales, Sclerotiniaceae. Gene Ontology annotation, biological process: transmembrane transport. The record is from RefSeq and is a predicted model, not a curated record. The transcript has 4 exons.
AUGACUAUGAGAAGUCCGCUAAUGAGCGAUCAUCCCCAACCAUUACGAGCAAGUCCUCUGUCUGCUCAAGAUGAAGAAAUUCAAGUCCGUCUAGAUGACAGUCGAUAUCGUAGCUUUCCACCACCAAGAAGAGUAGUACAACGAAACACUCCUGCGCCAAUCCUGAUGCAAGAUUUUGAAUUUCCUAAGAAAUCGCACGAUAUUCCAAGACAUUAUCCAAUCGUCGAUGAAAUAUACCCUGAAUUACAUCCGUACAGAACGAGUGAGGAUGGGUUUGUCAGUUUAACCAAUGGGGAUAACAUGGCACAAAAUAAGAGAGCUAGUAGAAGUCGGCCAUGGAUGCAAAAUUUGCAGACACAGGAUAGGAUCCAAAGAUACAAAAGAAGAAGACCGGCAACAAAAUGGAUGAAGUGGAUGAAUAGUGAUUGGAAGAAUCUAGAUAUUGUCGCUGUAAUUGGAGAGUUAAUUGGAACGACACUUUUUCUUUUCUUUGGCUAUGCGGGUAUUGAAGUUGCGAAACUUCAAGGGCGUGAACCACCAGAUCUUGAAGUCUUAUUUUAUAUAUCCGCAACUUUCGGUGCCAGUCUUAUGGUUACUGCGUGGAUAUUCUUUCGUAUCAGUGGAGGGUUGUUCAAUCCCGCCGUAACGCUAGCACUUGCCUUACUCAAAGCAGUCUCACCGAUUCGUGCUGUUCUUCUCGCCAUUACACAACUUGGCGCUUCGUGUUUAGCUGCUAUUCUCGUGCAAGAAAUAUUUCCAAAGCAACUUGAAGUUGCCACCACACUUGGAAGUGGUACUUCUAUGGCUCAAGGAUUCGUCAUUGAAGCCAUUACUACAGCGGCUUUGAUCUUUACCAUCAUAAUGUUAGCUGUUGAGAAACAUAAAGCUACAUUUGUUGCUCCUAUCGGGAUCGGGCUUGCCCUUUUUGUUGCUCACAUGGUUGCUGUUCCAUUUACUGGAGCAUCUUUAAAUCCAGCUCGUAGUUUUGGUCCAUCAGCCAUUGUCUGGAACUUUCCAAGAGAACAUUGGAUCUACUGGGUUGGACCACUUCUGGGGCGGGGCUGGCAAUUGAUCAAGCUGAUGGAAUACGAAAUGGCAAAUCCUGGACAGGAUGGAGAUCCAGAUAAUGAUCCAACACAGAAUCCUGAACUUGAUGUUGCACAAAACGCUCAUGAAAGAGAAGAAGAAGUCCAGGCUCUUAAUAAUGGAAAGUCUUGGUAUAGAGAUGACUCUAGUAGUGGAUCAAUGAGGAGGAAAGAAUCGGUCAAUAGUUUUACCGGAGGUAGAAGAUCAAUGGAUCGAAGGGGUGAGAUAUUCAGAAGAUUAGAUGAUGUGGAAGCUCAAUGGCGAAGGCAACAAUACAGGAAUGUUAUAUGA